Aspergillus pseudonomiae is the source of this 1590-nucleotide messenger RNA. Its product is annotated as HD domain-containing protein. Gene Ontology annotation, molecular function: dGTPase activity. The transcript has 2 exons. NCBI's taxonomy places the organism in Eukaryota, Fungi, Ascomycota, Eurotiomycetes, Eurotiales, Aspergillaceae. Gene Ontology annotation, cellular component: nucleus. Gene Ontology annotation, biological process: dGTP catabolic process. The record is from RefSeq and is a predicted model, not a curated record. The coding region runs from base 384 to 1424 and encodes 346 amino acids.
GCGUGAUGCCGUCUUCACAUCCACUUAGCUAUCGUGCCAUGGUUUAAUCUGGAUCCUGUGGGUGUUUUCUCAUAUGGAGAGUCACGUAAAGGGUGCCAGACUCAACUAUAUAAAUGAUAUCAUUCUCCUACUCGAUUGUUAAGCAACUUGGCUUCUUCUAUAAUCUGCGCCUCUAUUGACUGAUUCCAAUCAUUUCCCUCGAGUACCAGAGUGCUUAUAAUCCUAUUUCAUGCCACGGGUACUAGUCAGUUGCGGAACCUUGGAAAUUCUGAUCAGAGUUGAAGUCGAUCUGGCGCACCCAGAGAUUUGAAUGCGGGGUUCAGAACUUCAAAUUACCAACCAACAUUCAUUUUACCUCCAAUCAACCAUCCGACUUCCACACAAUGUCUUCCUCUUUACAGGCGGGUUCCUUCCAAACCCUCACGUUCCACCCUGACAACACGGUGGUUAUACAAGACCAAAUCUACGGGGAGCACACCAUCUCCGAGCCGGUUCUAACCGAGCUACUUCGGUGCCCAGCGCUGCUCCGACUCGCAGGCAUCGGUCUCCAUGGCCAAACCGACUUGUUGGGUACAACUCAAACAGUGACUCGGUUAGAGCACUCCAUAGGCGCAUCGCUGUUAGUGCGCAAAGUCGGUGCGAGCGUUGGAGAGCAAGUUGCGGGUCUUCUGCACGAUAUAAGCCACACAGUGCUCAGCCAUGACGUCGAUGGGGUCUUGUCAAAGCCAGGGGAGAGCUAUCAUGAAGUCCACAAGUCGCGGUAUAUCAUGACCACUGAGCUGCCGCAGAUCCUUACCAAGCAUGGCUUCGUUGAUCUAAAACCGUUCGAUGAGGAGCUCUACCCUCUGGUGGAGAUGCCUGCUCCUCAUCUCUGUUCUGAUCGUCUCGAUUACUCUCUACGAGGUGCAGUCGCGUUCGGCAAACUUGCGAUAGAGGAUGCGCGCCGUGUGUAUGACUCAUUCACAGCGUUCCCGGACGCGUCCUCACCACGUCGCUUGCUGGUCCUUCAAGAAGUUGAUUUGGCCGUGGCUUAUGCUAGGGCCUAUGCCGAAUGCGAUAGGGAUGUGUGGUGCAACCCGGCUCAUGCCGUCAUGUCCCGGAAGAUAGGUCAGUUGAUUGGCGACCUGGUGCAACGAGGAUUGUUGAAGGAAGAGGUUCUAUGGAGUCUAUCGGAUCGCGAAUUCUGGGAGCUCCUCAAAAGUAAAGUUGACGCUAAAGGAUUGGAGACGAUGGAACACAUCGAAGCAGGGCCGCAUGCGGAAGAUUACCUACGUCUACCUCGUGGCACCAAGAUUCGCACAAUCGAUCCUGAUAUGCUCCUCCCCGGUGCCGAGCAGCCUUAUCCACUGUCUUCUGUGAAACCAGAAUGGGCUGAGGAGAGACAAGAGUUCAUUCGAGCUCGCCAGGCUCUGUUUGCGGACUAGCAUCUUUAACUGUCUCCAUCAACCAAGGCGGCGUGAGCUGGGAACCAGAUAUCAAUCAGCCACAUUGGAGAGCAAUGUACAACUUUACUUUAAGCAUAAUCCAUAAAUAGAUCAUAAUCACUUCCCACUUACAUUAGCUUGAUUAUGGACCAGCUUCUAUAAAUGG